Molecule: messenger RNA, 4324 nt
Organism: Hippocampus zosterae (dwarf seahorse)
Lineage: Eukaryota; Metazoa; Chordata; Actinopteri; Syngnathiformes; Syngnathidae
Gene: slc4a8
Product: solute carrier family 4 member 8
Exons: 25
Coding region: 308-3580 (1090 amino acids)
Biological process (GO): bicarbonate transport; monoatomic anion transport; regulation of intracellular pH
Cellular component (GO): plasma membrane
Molecular function (GO): solute:inorganic anion antiporter activity; monoatomic anion transmembrane transporter activity; sodium:bicarbonate symporter activity
Source: RefSeq, a predicted model, not a curated record
UGAGCUGUGAUUGGCUAGACCCGCAGCGACUCUGCAUCCUGUUCCCACUGCCAGGACCAGGCACAAGAGCGCAGGGAGGGGGGAGCUGCAAAGCGCGGCCGGGAAAGCAUCGCACUUGGAGGAUGUGCAAUAUCAUUUUCCUCAUCCGGAAGAGAUGUUGACACGCGACAUGUUACCAAAGACCGAAGCGACCGCUGGCACCAAUUCUCGAGCGUUUUCUUAACGUCUUGUGCAGCAACAGAGCGAAGGUCCAAGACGAAGAAAGUGUCACCUUUACCUCCUCCAGGUCACAGCAAAGACCACCAACAUGCCCGUCCAAGAACCCGACAGCAUCCUAAGCUACCAGCGGCCAGAUGAAGAAGUGGUGAUAGACCAGGGUGGGACCAGCUCAGUGCUGAACAUCCACUAUGAGAAGGAAGAACUUGAAGGCCACAGGACUCUCUUUGUGGGUGUCCGGAUGCCCCGGCAGAGCCAUCGACACCACAAGGCUCAUGGCUCUCGGCAUCGUAAGAAAGACAGGAGGACGGGAAGCAUAACAGUGCGAGAAAGCCAAGGGAACGAGAAGACACCCUGUCACGACACGCCGUCCCAGAGGGUGCAGUUCAUUCUGGGAACAGAGGAAGAUGCUGAGCAUGUGGCCCACGAGUUGUUCACUGAGCUGGAUGAGAUCUGUGUGAAAGAUGGCAAAGAUGCUGAGUGGAAGGAAACAGCCAGGUGGCUAAAGUUUGAGGAAGAUGUGGAGGAUGGCGGCGAAAGGUGGAGCAAGCCGUACGUGGCUACGCUGUCCCUCCACAGUCUCUUUGAGUUGAGGAGUUGCAUCAUCAAUGGGAGCGUUUUGCUCGACAUGCACGCUGACUGCAUUGAGGAGAUCGCAGACAUGGUUCUGGAUCAUCAGGAAGCGUCUCACGAGUUGGACGACAGCGUGAGGGUGAAAGUGCGAGAGGCCUUGCUCAAGCGGCACCACCACCAGAAUGAGAAGAAGAAGAACCUCAUGCCCAUCGUGCGCUCCAUCACAGAGGGGACUCGCAAACAGUCUGAGCCUCACUUAACAGCCAUGUCAGCCACAUCUCCUCAGCCUACACCCCUUACAGAGCCACCUAAGAACGGCGCAGGAUCGGAAGGGCAUCAAGUGGACCUGAGCAAGGUGGACCUCCACUUCAUGAAGAAGAUCCCAGAGGGAGCAGAGGCCUCAAACGUGUUGGUUGGAGAGCUGGACUUCCUAGAGAGGCCCAUUGUGGCUUUUGUUCGCCUCUCCCCCGCUGUUCUGCUCACUGGCCUCACCGAGGUCCCGAUACCCACCAGGUUUCUUUUCAUUCUCCUGGGCCCAGAUGGAAAAGCUCAGCAGUACCAUGAGAUCGGACGCUCCAUGGCAACCAUUAUGACGGAUGAGAUCUUCCAUGGUGUAGCUUACAAGGCAAAGGACAGAAGUGACCUCCUGGCUGGGAUAGAUGAGUUCCUGGACCAGGUGACUGUCUUGCCACCAGGGGAGUGGGACCCUUCUAUCCGUAUUGAGCCGCCCAAAAAUGUCCCAUCUCAGGAGAAGCGGAAAAUGCCCGGCGUCCCGAAUGGCACAAUUUACCAAGUAGAGGAAGAGCAACAUGCAGAACACCAUGGACCAGAGCUGCAGAGAACCGGAAGGUUAUUCGGCGGCCUGAUAAUGGACAUCAAAAGGAAGGCUCCGUUUUAUCUGAGUGACUAUAAAGAUGGCCUGAGCCUGCAGUGUGUGGCCUCGUUCCUCUUCCUCUACUGUGCCUGUAUGUCUCCUGUCAUCACCUUUGGGGGGCUGCUUGGAGAGGCAACAGAGGGACGCAUUAGUGCCAUUGAGUCCUUACUUGGUGCAUCCAUGACUGGAGUAGCCUACUCGUUAUUUGCUGGCCAGCCUCUCACGAUUCUGGGCAGCACAGGACCCGUGUUGGUGUUUGAGAAAAUCCUCUUCAAAUUCUGCAAGGACUACAACCUGUCCUACUUGUCGUUAAGGGCCUGCAUUGGCCUGUGGACGGCACUGUUGUGUCUGUUGCUCGUCGCUACAGAUGCUAGCUCUCUGGUGUGCUACAUCACUCGCUUCACGGAGGAGGCCUUUGCCGCCCUCAUCUGCAUUAUCUUCAUCUACGAGGCCUUGGAGAAGCUGUGCCACCUGGGAGAAAUGUACCCCAUCAACGCUCACAGUGAUCUGGACAAGCUGACGCUAGCAUACUGCCGGUGUGCAGAGCCUGAUAGUCCGAGCAAUAAAACUUUAAAACUGUGGAGCGAGAGAAACAUCACAGCUUCUUCUGUUCCUUGGGCCAACCUUACUGUCAAGGAAUGCGUGAGUCUGCAGGGGGACUUUGUAGGGACGUCGUGUGGCCAUCAUGGCCCCUACACCCCCGAUGUCCUCUUCUGGUCCGUCAUCUUGUUCUUCUCCACUUUCUUCAUGUCAGCAUUCCUCAAACAGUUCAAAACGAGUCGCUACUUCCCCACCAAGGUGCGAUCCAUGAUCAGUGACUUUGCCGUCUUCCUCACCAUUGUCGUCAUGGUAUUGCUCGACUACAUCAUAGGAGUACCCUCCCAGAAGUUAAAGGUGCCCAGCAAAUUCCAGCCCACCAGAGAUGACAGAGGGUGGCUGAUCAACCCAAUCGGACGCAACCCCUGGUGGACGCUCCUGGCAGCCUCUAUCCCUGCUCUUCUCUGCACCAUCCUCAUCUUCAUGGACCAACAGAUAACCGCUGUCAUCAUCAACCGGAAAGAGCACAAACUGCUGAAAGGUUGCGGGUACCACUUGGACCUCCUGAUGGUGGGGAUGAUGCUGGCCGUGUGCUCCGUCAUGGGUUUGCCGUGGUUUGUCGCCGCAACUGUCUUGUCCAUCACUCACGUGAACAGUUUGAAGCUGGAGUCGGAAAGCUCAGCUCCAGGAGAGCAGCCUCGUUUUCUGGGCAUCAGAGAGCAGAGGCUCACUGGCCUGGUCAUCUUCUUGCUGAUGGGAUGCUCUGUAUUCAUGACUGGCGCCCUUCAGUUCAUUCCGAUGCCUGUGUUAUAUGGUGUCUUCCUCUACAUGGGAGCUUCAUCCUUGAAGGGCAUCCAGUUCUUUGACCGUCUGAAGUUGUUUGGGAUGCCGACCAAGCACCAGCCAGAUUUCAUCUACCUGCGUCACGUGCCCUUGAGGAAGGUUCAUCUAUUUACGCUCACACAGCUGACCUGUCUCGUGCUUCUCUGGGUCAUCAAGACCUCACCCGCUGCUAUCGUCUUCCCCAUGAUGGUCUUGGCUCUGGUAUUCAUCCGCAAACUGCUGGACCUGUGUUUCUCCAAUCGGGAGCUCAGCUAUCUGGAUGAUCUAAUGCCGGAAUGGAAGAAAAAAAACCUUGAUGAUGCUUCCAAAAAGAUUGAGGAGGAGGCGGAAGUUAUGCUCAGUACAAAAAGUGAAGACGCUCCAAUUGUUCACAUUCCUCUGGAGAGCAGUAAACCAGUGCAGGCCUCAAAGGCCCAUGACCCCAGGUGUGAUCCCUCUGAUAUUAAUAUAUCUGACGAAAUGUCUAAAACCACCAUGUGGAAAUCUCUCAGCUCCAAUCAAAAGGACUCACGUCCUGUUUCCGCUAAGAAGGAUUGAAGAGCUCGCCUUCAUUGAUGAGUAAAGAUUCCUCCAGUGCAUGCAACUGUGCCACAAGACAGUUAAAUGUCCAGCUGGAACCCUGGGAUGUGAUUUGUCUGUUUGGGACCGUUGGCUACCGGAGCGAUUUGGAAAAGUCUCUGUAAUCACUACGAGCGCCACACAACACACACAGGAACACAGGAACACCGCCAUCCAGGUAGAACUGGUUUUAAAGCAGGCUGACAGCAAGAGAAUUCACAGUGGACCCAGAGUCUUUUCCGUUUAGAGUGUCAAUGGAAACAAUGACAUGUCUGCAACAUUUAUCUGGAUGUUAAAAUCUAAUCGGGUCUUCCUUGGCCAUUGUGCCACCUCUAACAAUUUUAGGGAAAUCGGUAGUUUUUGACUGAUCCUGCUAACCUGACAAAUAAAGCAAAAGACAAUGACGAGUCGAAUGAUUGGUUAGUGUCGGAAUCCGCAUUUAACUUCUUCAAGUCUUGUGUCAAUAUGAAUAGAGUAUUUUAUUUUGAUGGUAAUUUUAUAUUUGUAAAAAUGGAGAAAAAAAACGUUUUUAUCCACAAAAUUCUAUAUUUGGCCAUUCUGUCAUUUCAUAGCUGUGAGGGUCAGAAGAUUCCAGUUAAUUAUUGUUUGAAUCGAUUUUUUGGAAGUAGAUUUAAAAAUAAUAGUAUAAUUACUAUGCGUCACUUUAAGCCUUCAUGCCCGUUUUGUGUCGCCUGAAUAUUACACACUCGGCAUCGAUGAAAA